Drosophila bipectinata is the source of this 7909-nucleotide messenger RNA. RefSeq names its product pneumococcal serine-rich repeat protein. The record is from RefSeq and is a predicted model, not a curated record. NCBI's taxonomy places the organism in Eukaryota, Metazoa, Arthropoda, Insecta, Diptera, Drosophilidae.
GCGAGACAGUCGGUUCGGUUCCCAAGCAGUCCGGCAGUCGGCCUAAAACGAGUUCGUCCAAAACCCAGACCCAAACAGACAUAUGUGUACAAAAUAAAUGUGUGGCUGUGUAUCCGCACACUCGCGAGUAGAUACUGUACGAGCGCACACCUCUGCGGUGCCGAAAAUAAAAGUAUAAAGUUAAUCUAGAUAAUUUCGCUGGAACAAAAACAAGAGUAAACACUAUACAAUUGUAGACGCUGUGCCUGUGACUGAUGUCAGACAGACGCGUACCUCUUGAAGUGAAGCGUUGAGUGUGAAAUGCAAAAACGAGCAAAUUCAAAACCCCAGAGCUUCAGGCCCUAAACACUAAGCACUAAGUUGGCAUUAAGUUUGCGUCUUAACGGCCAGGCAGGCAGCCGACUAGGCAGAGUUCCGAAAACAAUUGCUAAGAAAGUGAAAGAUCUGAGAGACAAAAGGAAAAGUCCGAGAAAGGGAAAGGUUAGAGCUGCCCGCUUUGCAUAUGCUCCGUCAAGUGCAACGCUCAGAAGUUUUAGCUUUUGGCCAUGCUCUUAGCCAAUAGCUUAGUCUGCUAGCCAGCUAGCCAACCCACCUGUGGCAACAGCUGUUACACUUAGACAAUCGCCCACUUGCAGCUAGAUCAUUGAAACUUUAUUUUCAAUAUUUUUCAAUAAUUUUUUGCCACAUGCUUUGCCUUGCUGACUUUGCGUUUUCAGCUUAUUUUUUUUGUAUUCAUCAAGAGCAAGAUAUAUUAAAAAUUAAAUAAAAAAAAACAAUCCCCUAUACCACGCGUUUUUUCGUCGAAUUGCCAUUGAUUCAUUGAGCCCUGUCUGUGAGCGAGUCUCUCUGUGCGAGUGUGUGUCCGUGCGUAAGUGUGUUGGUGAACAUACAGUCAACAAGGCCCGGGGAAAAAAAGCGGCCAAGCGACAUUGAUGUCAAUGUGCAGUUGUUGUUGGCUCCUGCAUCGGACCAGAAUAUAAUGAAAUAAAGCUAAAUAAAAUAUAAGCUAAAACGCCUUCAGUGGACUCAGUGGGACCGAAAAGAGAUAUCAACGCCAUCGACUAUCGCGGACAGGCAACGCACAGAAGAACACACAUACCGACAGUUGGUUCAGAAAAGUCUCAAAUUAGACCGUGAAAGCCAAAAAGUAAAUAACCAGCAAAGCGUGCAAAAGGAAAAGCCAAGGAAAUUAUAAGGGGGGUCUAGAGGGUCUCGGGGCAGAGGCAGCCACAUGCACACAGUAGCAGGCCUAGAAUAGCUAGAAAAUUAUUAUUAUGAUAAUAAAUUAAAGUUGCCAUUAAUUUAGCCAAAACGAAACACGAAAGAAGCCUGGGAAGCAGACGGUAGUAGCAUAAUAACAAUAAAUAAUAAUUUGAAAUAGGCGAGCAAACCCAAAAGAAGACGACCACAAAGAAGCGGCUAAGUGCAGCCUCCCGUUCCAAUACAGCAAUACAGAGAGAGAAAGAAACAAGCCAGAGUAAGAGACAGCAACAGCGUCGGCCAGAGUUACAGAAGAAAGGCAGCGAGCAGAUCCAAAGCAGCUCGAGCGCAUCGAGCGUGCAAAUUAAAAGCGCACAACAGUAGCUCCCAGCUCCAACAUGGAAGUGGCCACAACAAACAAUCACAGUCAGAGCCAUCACCAUCAUCCCCAUCAUCAUCAUCAUCUGCAGACGGCUCCCAGCUCGGGAUCCGGGGUCGGGAUUGUUAGCGGGAUCGGGGGUUCCAGGUCCCCAUUCCAGCGCGAGGUGCGUGAAUGGCAACGCAUCGAUCCCAAUACCGGAGCCCUGUUCAGCGGGCGACUGGAGGCAGACCGCUGGAUAAAUGGACCACUGAACAGCUACGGCAAAAUAUCCGACUCCCAAAACAUCUCACAGCCGAACGGCACACAGCACACACAACGCAAACAGUUGGAGGUGCUGAAGGCCCGCACCGCCAACGGCGCCAUGCAGGUGAUCCGCACCCAGACGGUGCAGAAGAGCUCCUCCUCGUGGGCCUCCUCCACAUCCACCACCACCACCUGCACCACCACCCACCGCACCAGCAAUGGCCACGGUCCACCUUCGCAUCCCCUCCCAAAUUCCCCGCUCGCCUCAUCCGGCGUUGACAUUUGCGAACUGAGCGACGAUAGCAGUCUAAGCGGCAGCGAUGCUGGCAUCGUCCGCGCCGCUUCCUCAGCCACAUCCGCAUCUACAGCCCAAUCCGCGUCCGCAUCCGCAUCCGCGCUGAGCCAGGAGCUCAUCGACGAUCAUGUUGAUUUUGUUGUGAUUAAUGGCGAGGCGAGCGACAACGACGACGAAGACACAAACAGAAACAGAAACAGAGACGAGUAUUCGCAUAGAGUCGGCCUCAAUUUGUUACCCGAUACGGCUCCCAGCCAGAAAUUGAGCAAUCUAAUGAAAAGCAGCUCGAGCAUUUCCAGCCAGAGCAGCAACAAUUCAAAUUUAACAACUGCAGCGGCACAAGCGAGCAACACCCACACCCACAGAAGUGCGGGCAAAAUAAGCCUACAUGCAAUUGUCGGACCAGAAUCAUCGUCAUCAUUGUCAUCAUCAUCAUCGCCAGCGGCCUGGGCCAAGCAGGCUGACUUAUAUGGCCAGCCACCGAGUCGCGUGGGUGGUGCUGGUACUGGUGUUGCUGGUGGAGCAGAUGCUGACGUAGCUGCGACUCCGCCAACGCAUCGUCGUGAUUUGGAAAGUUUCCGGCAUUAUAACGAUGACGGGAACAGCAACAACGACGACGAAGAGUUGCGGCUAACUGCCCGCCACCAGCGUCGCCAGCAGGUGUCCCAGUCGGUCUACGCCCCGCCCCUGCCCUCGCUCGGAUCUUCAAUGCUCCAGCGCUCCCGCUCCAUCUCCACGGACGAUCUCAGCAACGACUGGGAGCGCGAGGACAAGAGUGAGCAGCCAACGGGGGAGUGGCGCCGGGUCAGCAAACUGCGCCGCUCCUUCCAGUCCCAGGAGCACUACAAGUCCCCGGCAGUGGCCGCUCGCCCGCGUCCCCUGGACCUGCCCGGGAAUUCGGUGAGUGUCGCCCGUUUGCGGGCGGAACUGGAAAACGGUCGGCGGCUGAACACGGCCAUGCGAAACAACCACGUGGAUUUGGCCGCCCUGGACACCAUUCUGAACUCUCCCACGGCCAAGCCGACGGUGGCCAAGCGAAACACCUUUCUCACCGCCGAAUCCCUGCAAGAGAUUCGGGGAAAGCUUAAGAAACUCUCUGACGAGAGUCUCUACAAAGAGGACUUCUUGGCCUACCACCAGAAGAAGAAGGAGCCCUCCGUGGAGAAGCUAGCUGCUCCCCAGCUGCCGGCUCCUUCCGCUUUCAGGCCUGUCCACAACACCCAUAGUCUGGAAUCGCGCCAACGUCAGAAGGACACCAGUUCCAGUGAGUGGCACUUGCGUCGCAAGUCCUACGGCUUUGAAAAGAUGUCACCACCGGAAGACAAAAGCAUUUUCCGCGUAGACGCCUCGACGGACAGCGGUUUGGGCCGCUCGGGCGAACAACUCGGAAACUGGUCGCCCACGGAGAGGAGUGGAGCAACGAUGCCUCAACAGCCCCACAACGGCGGUGGCACCAUUAUACAUUUCGGGAGGGCGGUGAAACCAGUUCAGAUCUCGCCCAGCCCCACCGAAGGUGAGCUCAGCAAGCGGCAUUCGAUUGCCGUAGAGGAAACCUGGCGUGAUUUGCGGAAGACAUCCCAGGUUCACGUUAAUGGGGGUACUGUGACCAGGAGCAGCACCACCACUUCCUCGAGCUUCAACAAUCACCUUCAGAGGGGCAGUGCCCAGAAGAGAGUGGAGUUCUGCAAGACGGAGGUUCACUUUGCUGCCGAAUCGGGAAGGGUGAACAUCGUGGAGACUGACGGAAAGCCGCCGCCGACGCAAAACUUUCGCCGGCGCCGUCGCACCGCCAGCGGACCGCUCCAGAGUCUGGUGAAAUCCGCCAGCACAGUCAGCGGCACCAACGAUAGUGUAACCCAGUUCGGAGAUGAUUCCCAACGGCGCAAGACGAUUGCAACGAGCACCGUGGCUUACCGCGCCACUCUAAUGGAUCCACCGGAGGUGGUCAGCCAGCAAGUCGCCACUCAGUCGGCUAUAGGGAGCAGCAGCACCGUUUCCUCCACAUCCUCCUCCGCCGCCUCCACGUUAUCCAGCUCACAAGUAACCGUGACCACAGAGCCCCGCUACAGUCUGAUGGAGUCCACCUCGCGGAACAGUUACACUUCCACCAGCGGUGUGGACACCACGGACAACGAGACGGACGAGCUGUCCAACAUCCGGGGCAUCCUGAAAAACAAGCCCGUUAAACCGAAGCCCUACCAUCUGGGCGAGAAUAUCGAGAGCGCCGAUGUGCUGUGGAGUGUGCCGGCCAUGAAGACGGAUCGGGAGAGUCCCUCCGCCAGGGAUAGUGGCACCACCAGUGUCUCCCCGAUCACCACUAAAUCGGUGGCCGAGCGGAUUCGUAUUGUGGAGCAACGGCAGCACCAGCCGCAACCCUCGCCGUCUGGCAAUGGGUAUUCCACCAAGAUCAACGUGAGCCUGGGAGCCUCCGAAGAUUGGCCUGAUGCAGGCACCCAUCUGCAUCAGCAACGUCACCGCCAUCGUCGUCCCAGCGCCCAGGAGCUGUUGCUGGAGGAUCUUCGCCAGCACCAGCGCAUCCUGGACGAGGGCCUGAAGUCCACGUCCCUGAUAAUGCGCACCAUGCGAUCGGCCAGCGAAUUCGAUGAGGCCAUGCGGCGCCUGAGCAUAGCUUCGAUUGAGUCCGCCCUGGUCCAGCCGACGAUCGUGGUGCCCACACCUAUGCUGCGCUCGCACAGCUACCAGGAGGAGGGGUACAUCCCCUCCCGCCGCCCCUCGACCAUCUCCACCACCUCCAUCACCAGCAGCGAUCUCUUCGGCAGCGCCUUGUACGACUCCCUGCCCCGUACUCCGCUCGCUCCCCCCCGUCUGAAGUUGCUGGGCAACACACAGAUCCCAGUUAGCCAGCAGCUCAUUCAGCUGCGAAGGCUCUAUGAUGCCGCCGACCAGGAUCAAGACCAAGAGGACAGUGCCGACGAAGAGGUGAAGCGGUACUUCCGGGACAACAACAGUGACAGCGGUGGCGGCACCCAGGGCAGCUCAUCCCCAGAGCAGCAGCGCCCGGCGGAAGUGUUUCAGGGCAGCGAGUAUUCCAGCAGCUGGAGUCGGAUGAAAGCCAAGCGCACUAUUUGGAAGAUUGAGACUCAAGAUCAGAUUCUGCAGCGAGCAGAUCUACCCAAAUCAAAUGUGAUGAACAUUGCACUCCACGCACCUCGUGUGGAAAAGCCCAAGGCCACACCACCCACUCUGCGCAUAGGCCAACUGGUGCCGGUUGCCAAGCCCAGAACUCUUUUCAUCCAACCCCAAAUCCAUGAUCAAGCUCCUGCGGAUGCUGCUGAAGAUUCAAGCAGCGAGACCUUGAAAAUAAUCAAAGAAGCUCGUGGGGCUAGAAAGCUGCGUGAACAUGAACUGUCCUACUUUGGAGUUCAACAGCAGCAGGCAUCGCAAACGAAACUCUCAACCGGCUCUACGAAUCCCCGCAGGACUCUUCCCUCACGAAGCAGGUCAAUCCACAGUGAGGAGGCCAGCAGCAAUGGCACCACGAAAACCACCACCAAGUGGCAACUACUCAACGAUCGACCCGAUUUGCUGAGGCACAGCAGCCCGCAGCACAAUGACAUUAAAACGACCCACGACUAUGAUGAGGAUGAAAACGAAAACGAGGAGCACUGUUACGAAAAUAUUGCCAACGAGCUGACCACCACUUUCCGGGUGAAAUCGCCCUCUCCGUCACCAGAUAGAUCCAGAUCAAGAUCACCAGGAAGCUACGAACGGAAACGCGACCUGCAAAGAGAUGCACAGAUCCUGAGCGAAAUGACUCGCAACGCUGAUCAAACUUUGAAGGCUCUCUCCGACGAGGCGGCUAUCAAGGAUCAGCGGCGCCGAUCCUGCUCCUUGCAGCGUCGCAGCUCUAAGCCCCUGGAAACAAUCGACGAGAAGGUAAAGGUUUACCCUGCCUCCCAGUCUCUGGGUGUGGCCCGUGGCACUUUUGCCUCGGAAGCGCGACGCAAUUCCCGACAGUCGACGCCAUCGCCCACAAGAGCUCGCAGUUCAUCCCAGUCCUCCAUUGAAUGCUGUCCCCGCGAUCGUUCGCGCUCCAGCUCUCGCGAAUCGAUGACCCAAGGCGGUGGCUCCUCUGACGACCAGAUGGCAACUAAACACCGGGCCGAGCGUCUGCGUCUGCGCACCCCGAAGCGCGAGAAGUCACGCCACGAGACACAGGAAUCCGAACUUCGUAUUAAACCACGAACCAGAUCUAGUGCACACGCUGCAGGAUCCUCUUCGCUGGAGUCCAAGCGGAGCUCACAUCACGGCCGAAACAGCAAUCGGGAGGUGGAGAAAUCUAGUGAGACGAAGACCUCCUCCGGCAGUCGUCUGGUAAGAUCCUCACGAGUCGCCGAGGAGAAUCGCUCAAGGCAGAGCGGACUGCGGGAACGUGACCGGGAACGCUCGCGGGGAAGCGAGAAACACCGGGAGGAGCUCUCUCGCUCUAGAGGUCACUCCAGUCGCUCUAGGCACAGUGAACACACCACUUCGGGCACCCGCGAGAGCAGCCGACCAAGUAAGACGCGAUCGAGUCGCAGCAGCCAUGACUCAGCGACACCACACAAAAAGUCCACAACAACCACAACGAGCACCACAAGCGCUAAAAAAUCAUCGAAAACCACAGCACACCAUACAGCAACCACCACUUCGGCAUCAGCACCACCGACAUCGCACAACGAACUGACGUACGUAUACGUAACGAAUUUAGCCAAUACACAAACCGACGACCAGGAAGCCGCAAACAACGUAACCGAAGGGGCGGAAAAGACGGUUGUUGAAGCCGAGGCCGAAAACGAGGCUGAUUAUGCCAGCAUUGAGGAGAUGGAGGGGAUUCCCCUGGAAACUCCCCUGCCUCCGCCGCGUACCAAGCGCAAGAGAUCCCUCAUACCCGUGCCCGUAGGCCAGCCCGCCAGCUAUGAGUACCGCACCAAGCUGGAGAUGAUACCGCCCAGCUACUCCAACCAGUCUACGCUAAAGUGCCGCAGUGUGGGCCGCCGGAAGCCGUCCCUGAAGGCCACCCAGUCGACCAGCUCGAGCUUCGCCUUUAUGCCCUAUUUGCCGGCCAAGCGCAACUCGAGUGUCAGCCAUGUGUACGACAACUACCUGUUGUAUGCCACCAGCGAGAGUCCGGCCAAGCUGGACAAACUUCUGCGUCCGUACCAGAACAAUCUCAGCAACGAUCAUUCGCAGCUCUUUGGUGGCGGUGCGGCGGCCGGAGGCGUGGCAAGGAGGACGGGCGGUCGGCUGGGGGGCUGGCCGAGGCGGCUCAAGAUGCGGCAGGUGCGCAGCAGCGUGUCCACACACCAGCCCUUCGGCAUCUGCACAUGUUCAUAGUCAGCGCUGGAAUCGCUCAACUCGAGAUCGAAUUUAAAGCACCCCCAAGAAACCAAAAAUCAGCAAAAACACACAUGUACUUGCAACGGCUUACACCGGCAAGGAUCUCGUCACAAAGUCACACCCAAAAUAAUCCCAAUGCACGAUUGAGUUCUAUAUCCCACUGCCGUCUAAUCCCACCCACUGUGUUCCCUACUAAUACUAAACCAAGCAAAUCAAAUCAAAAUCAGUACUGACGUGCGAGAGAUGUUUAUUUAAUUGUUUAUUUCGAUUAUUAUUUGUUUCGGAGCGCACACAAAACUCAAAACUCGGCCAAAGCACUCAAUCACAAAAGAGCCUGUCUGGUUCUGUUUUUACAUUUCACAGCACACGGUAAAAGCACACUGAAUGGACACCAUCAGAACCAGCUCAGCGGCGGAAGUGGCAAGCACCACGGAUCGGGACAUGGCCAC